GUGACAAUCUUUGAUGUUUUCUACGUCAGGUGAGAGGUGUGACAGCACGUGACCGCCGCGCAGGCACACUUAGAGAGGAGGAAGCGACCGAGACAGGACGCUGCUUUAUGGUUUUAGGACUGUGGGAAACGCGGAGGUGUGAGGAGUCCACGCGGACAGGAUCCUCUGUGGGUAUAAAUACAGCUGCACGAGGACGACACGGGACUGCUGACCUGAGAGACCAUGGCCCCUGUGACCCAGAGCUCACCUGAAGACAAGCCUGCAGCUGUGGACAGCACGAGCUCCAACAAGCUGCGGAAGCUGAUGGUGGAGAAGGUCCGGAGGGACCGGAUCAACCACAGCAUCGAGCAGCUCAGGGCGCUGCUGGACCCGGCCGCCCCCCCCGGCGGUCGGUCCCCGUCCAGGCUGGAGAAGGCGGACGUCCUGGAGCUGGCCGUGGGGCUGCUGAAGCGGCGCGCGCUGGCCCGUGCGGCCCCCUCCUACUCCCAGGGCUUCUCCCAGUGCCUGCAGGAGACCCUGCGGCACCUGUCGCUGCACGCGCCGCUGCAGCCCGCGGAGAGAGAGGAGAUCAAGCGCUUCUACGUGCUGCAGAGAGCGGCGCUGCAGCGGCACGUGUGCGGCGAGCAGAGGCGGCGGAGCGGCGCGCGGAAGCGGGAUCAGAGCUGUCUGUGGAGGCCGUGGUAGCGCGGAGGACUUCCUGUUCAUGCUCUUAAUUUAAGGACGGGCUCGCAGGGUGCACGCGCCCUCCGCGUGCGUGACGCAGCGGCGCCAAGUUGUGAGCUUUUGUGCAACAUUUGCACGUUUUUGAAUGACGUCAUGACUUUUCUACUGUGUAGACAGAGGAGAGUUAGGCCUUCUGUGGAGGCUGCAUGCAAACUGCUCUUUGAUUGGUCCCUUCUCAUGUGACGUCACUGAUUUAAUAUUAAAUGUUUUUAAUGAAA
Molecule: messenger RNA, 941 nt
Organism: Cheilinus undulatus (humphead wrasse)
Lineage: Eukaryota; Metazoa; Chordata; Actinopteri; Labriformes; Labridae
Product: transcription factor HES-5-like
Exons: 2
Coding region: 223-684 (153 amino acids)
Biological process (GO): anterior/posterior pattern specification; regulation of neurogenesis; regulation of transcription by RNA polymerase II
Cellular component (GO): nucleus
Molecular function (GO): DNA-binding transcription factor activity, RNA polymerase II-specific; RNA polymerase II cis-regulatory region sequence-specific DNA binding; protein dimerization activity
Source: RefSeq, a predicted model, not a curated record